Molecule: messenger RNA, 677 nt
Organism: Zootermopsis nevadensis
Lineage: Eukaryota; Metazoa; Arthropoda; Insecta; Blattodea; Termopsidae
Source: RefSeq, a predicted model, not a curated record
CCUGUAAAGCUUAUCGUUGCGUAUUUUACUGAUGUACUAACCACUCGACAUCCCGUGACCCACAGGAACUCACCCGGCUGGUGUCCUUUUGGGUCAUUGUCAGAAUCGGCGUGUUCGCUGCCGGCGUCUACACACAGGCCUAUCGAGACUGUGGCGAACUCCUCUAUUCUAUGGCUUCCGUUGAUCACGCUGCUUGGACUCGGGCUCGUGAAACCGUCCACAUUUACCAAGGGACAUGAGACGUAGCACCAGCGCGAACAUUCGGGACCCACAUUUAUCCAAAGAGUAUGGAGGUAGCCUCCCCGAGAUUGAAGCAGCCGAACAGCGAAUCUCUGGCUAAAGAUCGCAGAAUCGCUCUUGAUGCCAGCUGUAGAGCGACUUGUGGAUCUUUCCGAUUUGUGGUACCACAAUUUAGCAGCUCUCUGCAAGAUCCUCACCGUGGGGGCCCCUUACUGGGUCGUACCUGGAGUCAGGCUUUGUUGAGCGGCGCCUGCUGUAGCUUGCCGACGUCCGGUGCGUGUUGCUCCGACGCCGUCCCCGAUCCAAUUGAAGAAGACGACGACCCUCCGGACGAUGUCGGCGCAAGCCCUAACGUUCCGACACCCCCAUUGAGGGCGAAAGGCGUCCCAGCGCCGCUUCCCGCCGCCGCUGCUGCUGCCGCCGCAAAAAAAAAUUAG